CUCGUAGCUCUCUCUCUCUGCUUCCUUAGCCAUGGAGAUUUCAGCUGCAUUCUUGGGCGUCGGCCAGGUCUCCACGCCUUCGUCUUUCCCUUCCGUUUCCUUGGCAUCCGCAGCCGCUUGGAGUUGCAGAAGUUGUGUCCGCAUCAUGGCCGCGGGAACCGCUUCUCCGGUCGAAGAAUCCGGGCGGCCGCCGCCGCCGAGCAUUCGUAAGGCCAAAUUCUCCAAUUCCCGGAGGCGUGACUCGAGUUCCUACUCUGCCAGACAAUCCGCCGUCGUUGAGGUUGAAAAAUCCGCCGACUUGGAAUCUGCUCUCCAAAGACUAGGAGGGGUUUUGAAGGUGCAGGACUUGAAUGUCAUUUUGCGGAGUCUUGGAAAUCAAAACAGAUGGAGGGACCUUUCUCUGCUAUUCGAUUGGAUGCAAAAGCAGGGGAAGGUUUCUGUUGCGUCCUAUAGCAGUUACAUCAAGUUCAUGGGGAAGAGUCUUAACCCCACCAAGGCGCUGGAAAUCUAUAAAGCGAUACCGGAUGAAUUAACAAAGAGUAAUGUCAUCGUCUGCAAUUCUGUUCUCAGUUGUCUGGUCAGGAGUGGCAAGUUUGACAGCAGCAUCAAGUUGUUCCAUGAGAUGAAGCAUAGUGGUUUAACACCUGAUGCCAUCACAUAUAGCGCAUUACUAGCAGGGUGUAUCAAAGUGAAAGACAGCUAUGAUACAGCAUUGGAUCUGGUUCAGGAACUAAAUUAUAGAGGGUUGAAGAUGGACAGUGUAAUGUAUGGGACGCUGCUGGCUGUCUGUGCUUCAAAUAAUCGACGUGAAGAAGCAGAAAGCUAUUUCAACCAGAUGAAAGAUGAGGGUCAUUCACCUAAUGAGUUUCAUUACAGCUCUUUAAUGAAUGCAUACUCUUCAGGUGGAGACUACAAGAAAGCUGAGGGGCUGGUUCAAGAUAUGAAAUCUUCAGGGCUUGAACCAAACAAGGUAAUAUUAACAACAUUACUAAAGGUGUACGUGAGAGGAGGCUUGUUUGAGAAGUCCAGGGAGCUAUUAUCUCAAUUGGAAUCCUUGGGCUAUGCAAAAGAUGAGAUGCCUUACUGUUUACUGAUGGAUGGCCUGUCAAAGACUGGGCGUAUAGAUGAAGCAAGAUCAGUUUUUGAAGAAAUGAAGGCGAAAGGGGUUAGAUCUGAUGGCUAUGCUCACAGUAUUAUGAUUUCGGCAUUUUGCCGAAUCAAUCAUUUUGAAGUUGCAAAAGAAUUGGCCAAGGACUUUGAAACUCGGUAUCAGAAAUAUGAUGUGGUUAUAUUAAAUACAAUGCUUUGCGCAUACUGCAGAGCUGGUGCAAUGGACAAUGUUAUGAAAACAAUGAGGAAAAUGGAUGAAUUGACAAUUGCUCCUGAUUACAAUACCUUCAAUAUCUUAAUCAAAUAUUUCUGUAAGGAGAAGCUAUACCUACUUGCUUUCCAAACUAUGGAGGACAUGUGUCGGAAAGGCCACGACCCAGGAGAGGAACUUUGUUCUUCUCUAAUUUUCCAUCUUGGGAAAAUGAAAGCUCAUUCUGAAGCAUUUGCGGUGUACAAGAUGUUGAAAUAUAGCAAAAGAACAAUGUGCAAGGCUCUUCACGAGAAGAUCUUGCAUAUUCUUAUUUCUGGCCGGCUUCUCAAGGAUGCUUAUGUUGUUGUCAAGGACAAUGCAAACUCUAUUUCCCAGCCUGCUAUAAAGAAGUUUGCGAAUACAUUCAUGAAGCAUGGUAGCAUUAAUUUGAUUAAUGAUGUUAUUAAGGCUGUCCAUGCUUCUGGAUACAGAAUUGAUCAGGGACUACUUGAAACGGCUGUAUCGCGAUAUAUUGCAGAACCUGAAAAGAAGGACCUACUUAUCAACUUGUUGAAAUGGAUGCCUGGACAAGGUUAUGCUGUAAACUCUUCCACAAGAAAUGCCAUUCUUAAGAACUCUCAUUUGUUCGGUCGCCAUCUUAUUGCUGAGCUCUUGUCCAAGCAACGGCAGUUGUCAAAAAGUGUGAAGUCUUAGCUGUUGGAUAAGUGAGAUUGACACUAAAGGAGGAGAGCUAAUCCAAUAUACAAUGGGCGAUAAA
This is a messenger RNA of Linum trigynum, 2078 nucleotides long. The record is from the annotation of a GenBank genome assembly. NCBI's taxonomy places the organism in Eukaryota, Viridiplantae, Streptophyta, Magnoliopsida, Malpighiales, Linaceae.